AACGUCAGUCAUGGGCCAAGAACGGAGAAACGGUCAUCUGACGCAGCCCGAGUUCAAGAAAGCAGAGGAAUGUCUGUUUCGUGCGGUGCAAUGGGAGUCAUACGCCGACGAGAUAGCAACUUUGACCAGUAAUCUACUACUCCCAGUACAGAAGCGUCAACCACUGGAAAAGUCGAGCCUUCUCUACAAGAUUUCACCGAUGUUGGACACAGCAGGAGUUUUGCGGGUGGACGGUAGGAUUGGCGCAGCUCAACACGUAUCGGUCGACAUGAAAUUUCCAAUCAUUCUUCCAAAGCGACACCGUCUGACGAUGCUUGUUCUAAAUGAUCUCCAUCGAAUGUUACUGCACGCCAACAACGAAACUGUCGUCAACGAAGCACGGCAGCGCUACUACAUAGCACAAUUACGAACCCAAGUUCGACACGUAUCUAUGCAAUGCCAAUUCUGCAAGAUACGUAGAGCGCAACCAGCUGUGCCGCGAAUGGCUCCCCUGCCCAGGGCUAGGUUGUCGUCUUAUGUACGACCCUUCACUUACUGCGGUCUAGAUUACUUUGGCCCCCUAUUGGUGAAGGUGAACCGCAGUCAUGUCAAGCGCUGGGUGGCCAUAUAUACAUGUCUGACAAUACGUGCGAUUCAUGUGGAAGUUAUCCACUCACUCACAACUGAAUCCUGCAUAAAAGGAGUACGUCGAUUCGUCUGCCGUCGAGGUAGUCCUGCUGAAAUCUACAGCGAUAACGCUACUUGUUUCCAAGGUGCUGACCGGCUACUUCGAGAGCAAAUCAACAAGGGGCUAGCCGCAGAAUUCACCAGUACACAAACAACGUGGAAGUUUAUUCCCCCGGGCACCCCACACAUGGGCGGUGCUUGGGAGAGACUAGUGAGAUCGGUAAAAGUUGCUUUAACCGCAAUCCAGGACGGUGGGCAGAAGUUAGACGAUGAGGCUUUACUAACUUUCUUAGCAGAAGCUGAAGGUAUUGUCAACUGCCGGCCGCUUACAUAUUUGCCUUUAGACUCGAUUGAGCAGGAAGCUUUAACACCGAAUCAUUUUUUAUUGGGAAGUUCUUCGGGGGUUCGUUUGCCGGUCGUACAGACAACCGACGAAGUAUCUCUUCUGAAAGGUUCGUGGACAGCUAUCCAGAGAUAUCUGGACACCUUUUGGAAACGUUGGACUAGGGAAUAUCUCCCAACAUUAACGAAACGCACAAAGUGGUUCGGCGAAGCUGAACCUGUUCAACCCGGAGACCUAGUAAUGAUCAUUGAUGACACUAAGCGCAACGGAUGGAAACGUGGGCGCGUGCUCGAGGUAUUACCAGCUGCAGAUGGAAGAAUACGCCAAGCUAUUGUACAGGCUGCCGGAGGCGCUCCGGCUAGGAAACCUAUUUCAAAAUUGGCGGUGUUGGCGGUAUCAAAGAAUGCUGGAACCGAGAACAUGUAGGGUUCCACCAGGGGGGAGAAUGUUGCGAAACUGGCAACCUCAACAGGGCGAAAGCGAAGCGAGCGAAACCAUGACAUAUUGGUUGAACGAUGCGAGAAACGUCAGGUGUAGACAUGAACAAAAAGGAACAAAAUUGUUUCGAUGCGACAACGAGGUGAUUCCAGUGCAUGGUAGAAAUAUGGUUUAUAUUAUAUAACUUGCUAUCAGAAUAGUGUAGAAUCUAGGUUUUCAGUAGGAAAACCGCAGGCCUUAGGUAUUUCACACGAGGUCCUGUAUUGUCUAAUCUAUUCUGUGGGUUAUAUGGCUACACAAUAUAAUGCACUAACCCAUAAAACUCUGCGUCAGCAAAGAUGAAUUUUGAUUGUUAGGAAUAAUUGUUGAAUUAGAUCUACGCACUGAAAUUCUUGUAGCUGUUGCUAACAGGAUUCAGCGUUAUAUUUAAUUAUCCCUCAACAAUAGUGAUCAGAUAGAAUUUGGAUAGUAAGUGCUGAGUU
Messenger RNA from Armigeres subalbatus, 1929 nucleotides. RefSeq lists its product as uncharacterized. The record is from RefSeq and is a predicted model, not a curated record. Gene Ontology annotation, molecular function: nucleic acid binding. Bases 11 to 1435 code for a protein of 474 amino acids. The transcript has 4 exons. Lineage: Eukaryota; Metazoa; Arthropoda; Insecta; Diptera; Culicidae. Gene Ontology annotation, biological process: DNA integration.